CAAGAGUGGGCGGCACCGUGUUAAUUUGCAUGAAUGGGGUUCCACGAAGCGGCAGUGGGGCUUUAAUUCCCAGACACUUCCCCGCGCUCGCGCUCCCAGGAGCCGGCGGGACGUUGCAUGUUGGGAGUUGUAGUCCGAGCGGAGCCGCAAGGCUUGCUCGGAGUCGUGGAGCGCGCUGACCCUGCCUAGGCUCUUCGGGUUCGGCUUCCAGUGUGGUCCCGACCCGUUCAGCUAGAGUGGCAGCUGCGGCAACCAAUCACGCGUUUCUCCUGCUGACCAGUCCCAGCGUGGCCGCGGCAGUUCGGCUGAGAGGGGGCGGAGCUAGCGCAGCGGCGGUCCCUGCUGCAGGAGCCUGCGAGCGAGGCGGCGGUGAGGGCGGCGGAAGUCACUCACGCUUACUAUGAAGGGUCUGUACUGUCAGCAGAAUUCAACUGGAGAGGAAAUUACAUUUAUCUUCAAGGAAAGGGAAAACCUUCCUAUUACAAGAGACUAUGAUGUGAAAAUACAAGUUAAAGCCUGUGCUCUGAGCUGGACAGAUAUAAAGCUUUUAUCAGAAAUGAAGAUAAAAAAGGAAUAUCUACCUGUUGGGAGAGAAAUUGCUGGCGUGGUGCUGGAGGUUGGAAGCAAAGUUUCCUUCUUUCAGCCAGAUGAUGAAGUAGUGGGAAUCUUGCCCCUUGAUUCAGAAGAGUCCGGUCUCUGUGAAAUUGCUCUAGUUCAUGAACAUUAUUUGGUUCAUAAACCAGAAAAAGUCUGUUGGGUUGAAGCAGCAGGGACCAUUCGUGAUGGCCUAAGAGCAUACACAGCCCUGCAUUACCUUUCCCAUGUUUCUCCUGGAAAAACUGUAUUAGUAAUGGAUGGAGCAAGUCCAUUUGGUACAAUAGCUAUUCAGUUAGCACAGCACAGAAGAGCCAAAGUAAUUUCUACUACAUGUAGUCUUGAAGACAAGCAGUAUUUGGAGAGACUUAGACCUCCUGUGGCUCGAGUCAUUGACAUCUCAAAUGGCAAAACUGAUGUGGCAGAAAGCUGUUUGGAGGAAACAGGCGGGCUGGGAGUAGAUAUUGUCAUAGAUGCUGGAGUGAAAUUAUACAGUAAAGAAUACGAAUCAUCAUUAAAACAGCAACUGCUGCCACACAAACAUGAUAUCAUUACACUUCUUGGUGUUGGAGGUCACUGGGUAACCACAGAAAAAAAUCUCCAGUUGGACCCUCCAGAUAGCCAUUGCUUGUUCCUUAAGGGAGCCACAGUCUCUUUUCUGAAUGAUGAAGUAUGGAAUUUGUCAAAUGUUCAACAAGGGAAGUAUCUUUGUAUCUUAGAAGAUAUAAUGGAGAAGUUAUCAAAUAGUAUUUUCAGGCCUCAGUUGGAUGAACCAGUCCCAUUGUAUGAAGCCAAAGUUUCUGUGGAAAUAGUUCAGAAGAAUCAAGCAAGAAAAAGACAAGUUAUCCAAUUCUGAAGCACAAUUUCUUGUUUCAAAGACUGUGAAAGACAAAGAUAUGUAACAUAUUUGAGAAGUAAAUUGGUUUUCAGCUUCAAAUAGUUCUAUAACUAGUGUCUGAAGAUAUCCGGGUAGAUGGUCUGGGAAGUUUUUGGUACUGAGAUGUUUAGUUUCCCUUUAUUAAAUCUAAUAAAAUGUUUCCAUCAGCAA
This is a messenger RNA of Pelodiscus sinensis (Chinese soft-shelled turtle), 1642 nucleotides long. RefSeq names its product crystallin zeta like 1 (gene CRYZL1). Gene Ontology annotation, molecular function: oxidoreductase activity. The record is from RefSeq and is a predicted model, not a curated record. Lineage: Eukaryota; Metazoa; Chordata; Testudines; Trionychidae.